Aureobasidium vineae is the source of this 615-nucleotide messenger RNA. Lineage: Eukaryota; Fungi; Ascomycota; Dothideomycetes; Dothideales; Saccotheciaceae. The record is from the annotation of a GenBank genome assembly.
AUGUCUUCCGGAACUAAGGCCACCAACACCAACGAAGGUAUUAACAACCCCAAGAUCGAAAAGGCCGGCAUCGUCACCUCAGACUCUCUUGCCGGAGAAUCGCUCAAUCAGGGCGGAUCGUUUGGCGCCGGCAACCACCCAGCCGCCAUGUCGCAGCCCUCGAGCUCAACGACAACAAACAACACCGACACCUCAGGGGCCACCAUCCUCCAGGCCGCCUCGGACGCCGAAGCGCGCCAGGCAUUGGAGGACUGGAACGAGGAAGCCCAGCUAAACGCCGCCCGAGGAUUGAGCGCCGGCAAUGAUUCUGGCGCACCUGCACCGCCCACGUCUUCGUAUCUCGCAACUUCAGCCCAAGGAUCGUCAGCUAACCCUUCGGGUACCUUUACAGGCCAAGCCCCUCACGGCAAGAACAUUUCCGAGGGCGGAUUUGAUAGCAAUGCACCCAAUGCAUCCUUCAACAACGAGGUUGGCGGCAAGAAUGACCCUGCCCGCCAGGCCGUGAACGAUAUGCAGCGUAACGCUCAGCAGUCUGCUGGCGAUGCUGGUCUGCCCAAGCANAAGGGUGUUUCCAACGAUGGCCAGUUUGAUGUCCUCAAGGACACUUCUGCCUAA